Messenger RNA from Ooceraea biroi (clonal raider ant), 1469 nucleotides. It is a transcript of the gene Fibp, whose product is annotated as acidic fibroblast growth factor intracellular-binding protein. The record is from RefSeq and is a predicted model, not a curated record. Gene Ontology annotation, cellular component: nucleus. NCBI's taxonomy places the organism in Eukaryota, Metazoa, Arthropoda, Insecta, Hymenoptera, Formicidae.
GCCGCUGGGGAACCUAACCUGGAUUUACUCGAUCGUGAUAACCUAAAAACGGGGAAAGCGCAAUUGGCGGGUAGUGACACGGAAUUCUGACAGUUUUGUGGCACUUGGAGCGAGAACAUGAUGAGCAUCACACACGAGUGGCUUGCUCAACGCAGAUAGAGCGUAUCAGCAUUACCUUCAUGGUGAUUGAACUGAUCUUGCAACGUGAUGUCACGUUUGUAAAUUGAAGAUGUUGUCGGAGGUUGACGUGUUCAUCAGUAACUACACCCUGGUCGACCCGGAGAUCUACCAGCUUUGGGUCGACGGGCAUUCCUCUAGCGAUGCGGUCAACAUUCUGCAUCAGCGAGGGAUCUGUCAACAGACGAACGCGCCGCUCGAGCUAGUCGCAUCCGACAUACACGAUCACUAUCGCACCUAUGCUCUGUUGGAGAAGCUGCUGCAUACUCCUACCAAGCUAGCUAGUGAACAACUGGCUUUUCAGAUAGAACCACAAACUAGUCAGAUGCUUAUAGAAAUGUAUUACGAGUUUGACGAUGUCGUUGUACGCGAAUUGCUAGGGAAGAAGAUAACGUCCAAGAGCAGGAAAGAUAUGGACGAAGUGGCGGAGAAGACGGGGAUCACCUUGAAGAGUUGUCGAAGACAGUACGAUAAUGUGAAAAGGGUAUUCAAAAUUGUCGAAGACUUGCCAGGGUCCCUAGUGGCCAACAUCAAACAGCAUUUCCUGCUCUCCGAAGAUCUCGCCAAACGAUACGCAGCGGUGGUGUUUAUAGCUUGUCUGCGCUUCGAAAUGAACAAGAGGAAACUGCAAUUCCUGACGUUUCCCGAUCUGUACCAUUGCGCCAACAGCAUGAUGGCCUCCUGGACGUACCGCUGCGUCGGUUCCGAGUACUUCGACACGGACUUGGACAGGGAAUUUUUGCAGGAAUUAUCCGAGUGCAGAAUGUUACUGGAGAACGACGAGAACAAACAUCACAAACAUCUAGUGUGCCUCAAGCUGAAGCCGAUGCUGCUCGAACGAUCCUACCAGGAACUGGAUCUGAAUUUUCGCUCGUACUCGCGAGCGAUAAUCGGUAUCGCGUGUAAUUUGCAAAGAUCGCGCGAGCUGAGGUUCUUCUUUCUGGAGCUGGUGGAAAGGUGCAUCGAACCGUGGCGACAGGUCAACUGGACGCACUCCGAUCUGCGGAACUUCCUGUCCGUUUACACGCAGUGCGCUCUCGACAUGGACGUACUUAGGGAAGGAGAAGUGAAAGACGCGUUCGAGCGUUACAUGACGGUAGUGACGUGCUGCCUGUUACGUAUGUAUCAUACAUGAUUACGUGAUGACGUGAUUUAGAAGAUAUAUAUAUGUGUGUGUUGUGUUAUGCGUACGUAGCGUGUUUAGAGAGAUAAGUGUAUAAAGAUAUGACGCAGAUCGAUUUUAUUAUUUAUUAAUUUGUCCGUAAUAAAUAAUUAAAGAAAUGCAGCAUCUA